Molecule: messenger RNA, 1662 nt
Organism: Penicillium olsonii
Lineage: Eukaryota; Fungi; Ascomycota; Eurotiomycetes; Eurotiales; Aspergillaceae
Source: the annotation of a GenBank genome assembly
AUGCCUAAUUCCCAACCUAUCUCUUCAGACCCUCGCCGAUCGUCGAUUCCCGCCCCUGUGGAGACCGAUGCCCAUGAUGACAAUGUGAACUUCUUGCGAUCGCGACCUGCUCUUUACAACCCGUUACUACCCUCCUUGAGCCGACAGCGUCGCCGUCGGUAUCCAGCCAACCCCCCACCCGAAUCCGAUCGCAUGGAAGUGGACGACCCAAACAACCGCUCCGUCGAACUCAAUCGUCGCAUCCCUAUCCGUCGAGAAGAAACCGCCAUGCCAAAUUACGAGGGUCAAGGGCCCAACUCCCGCUCCCUCUAUGGCUGGGCGCCCGGAUCAGAUGACGAGGUCGCGCGAGAGGAAUCGGAGGAUGAUCAAGUGCAGCCAUUCCUCCAUGCCGUCCCAGGCCGACCAGCCACACGACCCCCGCGACAUGAACUCCCAGGUCCCGCGCAACUCGUCCCCCAGGAUGCUGCAAACCCGCACGCAAGCAACCGGGCGCGAACGCCGAUCUCCGCCAUGGCGGCCUUAUUACAAUCAGCCAGACGCCAACCUCGACUGGCAAGAACUCGCACGCUCGAAAAUUAUCUCCUGGAUCGCUAUUCAGAUCCCACAGACCAAAACCAAGAAGCGGAUAAUGAGCAUGCGGUGGCGUCUGCAUCUCGCGCAUACCGCUAUCGCCCCUCAAAUCGGUCCGACUCACAACAAACCGCCCACACCCACAACGAUCUCCGCGCUCGUGCUGCCGCUCACCGUCAGCUCCAGGCAGACGGGUAUUCGAACGAUAUCCUGAAAGAAACGAUAAACUAUCUUGAUCGCCUUCGAUAUUCAAAUUCCCUCGAGGAGAGCAUGCUCGCCGCGGCCGACAGCCGGUUGCCAUUCUCGAUGGAUAACAAUUCGUGGCACGACACCGAUUUCAUACUCUACACACCCAAUAUCGCGCCUCCGGCAGCCUGCUCAUGGCUCCGAUCUGGCAUGGCCUUCGAGGGCUCCCAGCGAGCCGCGAGUGCGGGAUCCUCCAUACUCUCGCAGCGAGUCACGAGCCCGCCGGCACCCAGCGAUCCCGUCAUAGUAAAUGACACCGAAAGCAACCCCCGGGCCCCCAUUUCCAAUUCGAGCAACCGACGGAAUACCGUCACCCAUCGCGAUGAGAACUGGCCCGUCAAAGUCACCAUCCACCAUAUCAAUGAGGAGGAGAUGACGCUGUCGGGAACGAUGGAGGCCUACAACAUCCCCGACAAGACCUCCCCUACACAUGACGCACACAUUGUGACAUUCUUGGAGGGCGAGAUCAUCGAUUUCAACAAGCACACGCUGGAGACUAAAAACUUCAAAGCAGAUGCCGAUAUCGAUAGUACAUACUGGCGACAACUGCAGCCGUUCAAGGACCUGAGUGAUGCAGAGAUGGCGCGUAAUCUCGUCAGCCGAAAAUGGAUAACGGAAGAAUUGUCCAAGGGUUGGAUUUUGAUGAGAUGGAAGGAACGAUGCUUUAUUACGCCCACGGACGCCCGCCAAGGUUUGACCAUCUCCGGAUUCUACUACAUAUCUCUUCGCCGCGAAGACGGACAUAUCGAGGGUCUUUAUUAUGAUCCCGGAAGUUCGCCAUAUCAGCAGCUAUCACUCAAACCUGAGACGACGAAAAUGGUCCGACCGGCUUAUGACUUCCGCUGA